AUGGGGAAAAGGGGGUCUGUGAUCAACAGGAGGCAGCACUGCUUGAAAAAUGCUGGUGGCUUCAAGCUCCAAGGCUCCUUGAAGAGAAAGUUGGUGGUAAACCUGUCACCUGUGAACAAGAGGCCCAACGGAGUUUCAGAGAGCUCUUUUCUUGACAUUAAGAGGAUGAGAGUGGGUGACAAUAUCUCAGUGGGACAAGGUGGACAACAUGUUAACAACUGCCAAAGCCCGUCUAUGUCAGGAACUAUGUCUGUGGGGCAAGGAUCACAAAGAAAGGCCAGCAACCUAGCAAACAAUGCACAUGCGAGUGGGAAUGGCAUGUUUAAUAUGACUUUGAAAGAGGUAAAAAAAGAACCGGGAGAAACUAUGUCCUGCAGCAAACACUUAGAUGGCCAGACAUCCCAUGAAAACAUGUUCCCUAACAGAUACGGGGAAGACUCGUGGGAACAAAUGAUGGAUCUGGAGCUUCAGGAACUGUUUAAUGAACUGACUAACAUAUCAGUGCCACCAAUGAGUGAUCUUGAGCUAGAGAAUAUGAUAAAUGCCACGAUAAAACAGGAUGAGCCAUUCAACAUUGACCUUGGGCAGCAGAGCCAGAGGGGCCCUGUGAGAUCUCUGCAGAUGGACAAGAUGGUGAUAAAAAGUGAAUACGCACCGGGCAUGAACCAGGCUCCUGUGGGCUCCCCACAGAUGAGGCCUUCUUCUACAGGUCCAGCCUUCACUAUGGCCACCACUGCCAUGUCCACCUCUUCACCAAUCCCUUCGGUGCCUCAGAGUCAAACACAGGUAUCGCAGGUGUCUUCUGCGUCCAGUCGGCCAUUGCCUAAUUGGCAGGAGGUGUCUCAUGCACAGCAACUCAAACAGAUCGCAGCCAACCGGCAGCAGCAUGCCUUGAUUCAGCAGCAACAGCAGCAGCAGAACCAGACAGCCAACUGGUCCACUCUGUCUCCAUCAGGACCUUCCCCUGGACCCUUCGUGCAAGAAAAAAUCCCCAGUCCUUCUUUUCGCCAGCAGCAGUUCAGCCCACAAAGCUCAGCAAUGCUCGGGGUACCAGUGAAUGGAAACCAGUCAAAAGGGAUGAACAACUAUGUUUAUAAACCGACCACUCCCCAGAGCACUUCCAUGGACAUAAUCAUGCAACAGAAGCCUCAGGACCUCAACAGGAACUUUAUCAACAGCGCUCAGCCACCACUAGAGCAGCAUCAUGGCAACACAAAGCCUUUGUUUCACUUUAACUCAGAGCAAACAAACCAGCAGAUGCCUUCAGUUUUGGGUUCCCAAAACAAGCCUGCCCUUCUGCACUACACGCAGCAGGCACAGGGUUCAGCCCCCGUGCAACAGCCACAGCAACAGCAGCAACAACAGCCACAGCCGCAACCUGCUCAGCCUCUCCCGAACCAGUCUCUUCAAAGGCCACCUAAUGUACCCCUAGCAAUGCAGCAAAAAAUGAUGCUUCAGAAAAUGCAGCAAAGCCAGCAAAUCUCAGGACUGCAGUAUCCAGUCUCUCAGCAGCAUAGACAG
Messenger RNA from Eurypyga helias (sunbittern), 1521 nucleotides. Its product is annotated as mastermind-like protein 2. The record is from RefSeq and is a predicted model, not a curated record. The transcript has 2 exons. Gene Ontology annotation, molecular function: transcription coactivator activity. Gene Ontology annotation, cellular component: nucleoplasm. NCBI's taxonomy places the organism in Eukaryota, Metazoa, Chordata, Aves, Eurypygiformes, Eurypygidae. The annotation marks the transcript as partial. Gene Ontology annotation, biological process: positive regulation of transcription of Notch receptor target.